Molecule: messenger RNA, 730 nt
Organism: Camelina sativa (false flax)
Lineage: Eukaryota; Viridiplantae; Streptophyta; Magnoliopsida; Brassicales; Brassicaceae
Source: RefSeq, a predicted model, not a curated record
AUGCUGCAGAUCCUUGUGAAUUUCCGACACUGUUGGACACCUUGUAGGACAUUUGCGGCAGUUGGUGUUGACCCAGCAAUCAUGGGUAUCGGUCCAGCAGUUGCCAUUCCUGCUGCAGUUAAGGCGGCUGGUUUAGAACUAGAUGACAUCGACUUGUUUGAGAUCAACGAGGCAUUUGCAUCUCAGUUUGUUUAUUGCCGUAACAAAUUGGGACUUGACCCAGAGAAAAUCAAUGUCAAUGGAGGCGCACUGGCCAUAGGACAUCCUUUGGGCGCUACAGGAGCACGUUGUGUUGCUACUUUGUUGCACGAAAUGAAACGCCGUGGAAAAGACUGCCGUUUUGGUGUAGUGUCAAUGUGCAUUGGGACGGGAAUGGGUGCAGCGGCUGUGUUUGAGAGAGGAGAUGGAGUUGAUGAGCUUCGCAACGCAAGGAAAGUGGAAGCACAAGGCCUUUUGUCCAAGGACGCUCGCUAAAGAUGACGGAUGUAGCAAAACCCUCCCUAUUCACUCUCCACAUAUUUGAUCUCACCUCUCUCUUCUGGUCCUCAUUUCCCUUUCUUCAUCAGAUAUUAUUAUAGUUUUGAAUAAAGCACGCAACCAAUGUUUGCCUGAGAGUCUUGUGUUCUUCUUGACCAGGUCAUGUGUUUUUUAGUAUUUUUUUUUACGUGAAGGGGGAUAUAAUCUUUAAAUCUUUUUAGUAUGUAUUAAGAAUAUUGGUCUUCUUCUUGAA